GUAUAAAAAUGCCUCCUGAUAUAUGAAAGUAGCAAUUGUGGAGGAAUCUGCCAAAAUGAAAGGUCUUCUCCUUGUUUUCGCUGUCUUAGCAACCAGUUGCUAUGCUUCUGUGAUUGAUAAGCAGUUUUCCGAUAAAAUUAGACAAGGAUGGGAGAACUGUAAGAAUUUAGUCGACGAUGCAACAUACACCAAAUUAACAAAAAAGUGGGAGCCUGCCACAACAUAUAAUGAAAAAUGCUUUAAAAAAUGCACCUCAGAACAGAUGGGAUAUAUGACCGGAAAUACCGUGAAUAAGCAAACACUAUUGGAGGCUAAUCCGCAUCAAUGGCCCGACACUCAGGAGCUCCCACUGGCCAAUGAAAUGAUAAAUGAAUGCUACGACGAAACUGUCGGAAAACAAACUGACCCAUGCUUGACGGCAGGUGAUUUUUGCGAUUGUAUGAGAAAGAAGAUCACAGAAAAAAAGCUUUCGUUCCCACAAAUGUACCCAGAGGCCUAAGCUGUAUUUUUAAUUAUUAUUUUUCACUGUUUGCCCAUCUAGUGACAUUUAAUAAAGUCUUUGUGUUUCAUUGCAAA
Messenger RNA from Cimex lectularius (bed bug), 576 nucleotides. RefSeq lists its product as uncharacterized. Gene Ontology annotation, molecular function: odorant binding. Lineage: Eukaryota; Metazoa; Arthropoda; Insecta; Hemiptera; Cimicidae. The coding region runs from base 23 to 499 and encodes 158 amino acids. The transcript has 7 exons. The record is from RefSeq and is a predicted model, not a curated record.